This is a messenger RNA of Aspergillus tanneri, 702 nucleotides long. RefSeq lists its product as uncharacterized. Bases 1 to 702 code for a protein of 233 amino acids. The transcript has a single exon. Lineage: Eukaryota; Fungi; Ascomycota; Eurotiomycetes; Eurotiales; Aspergillaceae. The record is from RefSeq and is a predicted model, not a curated record.
AUGCCGUCUCUUCUCGGUUGGUCACUUGCACUCUCGACUGGCGUCGCAUAUGCCAUUUAUCACUCCCACAAGUCACUAGGAAACCGGGUUCAGCAUGGAAACCAGAAGGGAACACUUCCCCGAGACCUUAGAAACACUAUGACCUCGAUUCCAGAGGCGGUCUUCUCCGAUGAAUACCGCGCAUUUCACGACCGCGCCUCCAGCCGCGUACCUCGUCAUCUUCUUCCAGCGCAGGAUCUUUCCGAAUUGUUCACCCUGCUGCAGCGUCGUAAUAUGAUGGUAUUUAACUAUUUCCCGCAGGCGUAUCUCCUGUGUCUUAUGGCACCGCCUGAGAGGAAGAAGACAUUCGCGGCAUCGCACAUCCAAUCUCUCGACUUCAAGGAGGGAGACAUCGUGAACGGGAUGUACCAGGUGUGUGAACGAGAAAAAGACAAGGUUGUGUAUGCGAUGGAAGGCGGCGGGAAGUUCAGCGGGCGAUUGUCUGUACGGUACUGGGAGGAAGGAGACGAGGUUGUCUAUUGCACUGAGACCGCAAUGUGGACAAAAGCAACCGGUGACAAUGGCAGAACAGUGCAAAUGCCCCUGGAACAGCCUGCAUUCCGGUUCUUGCAUGAGUUAGCGGCAUGGUGGUUGUUGGACUCGGGGACUGGGUAUUUGAAGGGACUGGCCAGGGGAACUUCCGCGGAUGUUAAAGAGAAAUAG